Messenger RNA from Penicillium taxi, 1278 nucleotides. RefSeq names its product putative serine/threonine protein kinase ENV7. The coding region runs from base 1 to 1278 and encodes 425 amino acids. Gene Ontology annotation, biological process: protein phosphorylation; regulation of vacuole fusion, non-autophagic; vacuolar protein processing. The record is from RefSeq and is a predicted model, not a curated record. Gene Ontology annotation, cellular component: cytoplasm; Golgi apparatus. The transcript has 3 exons. Gene Ontology annotation, molecular function: ATP binding; protein serine/threonine kinase activity. NCBI's taxonomy places the organism in Eukaryota, Fungi, Ascomycota, Eurotiomycetes, Eurotiales, Aspergillaceae.
AUGGCGCAAUACUUCUUCGAUCUCCUCUACAACUUCACAGAUUGCUUAUGCUGCUUCCCUAGCUCACCGCAGCUGAAGAUCAACAAUCGGAGUUUCAAGCUUCUCCGACUCUUAGGCGAGGGCGGUUUCUCCUAUGUAUACCUCGUUCAAGACAAAGCAACUUCUGAACUUUUCGCGCUCAAAAAGAUCCGUUGCCCUCUAGGUCAAGAAUCCGUGUCACAAGCUUUGAAGGAAGUCGAAGCCUACAACUUGUUCACCUCGCAAGAGAACAUCAUCCAUUCGAUAGAUCAUUGCGUAUCCACAGAAUCAGGCUCUAAAUUCCGAUCUGAUGGAGGGGAUGCUGGUUCGAAGACAGUGUACAUUUUGUUGCCGUAUUACCAACGCGGUAAUCUUCAAGAUGCCAUCAACGCCAACCUAGUCAACCAUACCAAAUUUCCCGAAAAGCGUCUAAUGAUGCUUAUGCUCGGUGUUGCCAAUGCUCUCAAGGGCAUGCAUCAAUACCGGGUUAAGAAUGGUGUGGCGGCCCGCAAGGCGAAGGCAGUACAGAGAGAAGGAGAGGAGGCAGACGAGGAAACAAAGAUGCAGAUGAAACCGAAGCGAAAAGUCAGCCAUAAUGCCGACGAAGAUGAGGAAUUUGAGCCCUUGAUGGAUGAUGAGGUCACGAUCAGUCAGGAGGGCGUUCAGGAUGGAGAUCUUCGUCCUUAUUCCCACCGCGAUAUCAAACCUGGAAAUAUCAUGAUCAACGAUGAUGGCCAGUCUCCUAUUCUUAUGGACCUCGGCUCUUUAGCACCGAGUCCCAUCGCCAUUACUUCCCGCUCCCUGGCAUUGGCAGUGCAAGAUACAGCUGCAGAGCACAGUACAAUGCCCUACCGUGCCCCGGAACUCUUUGAUGUGAAGACUGGAUCUAUCAUCGACACAAAGGUUGACAUUUGGUCGCUGGGCUGUACAUUGUAUGCAUGCUUGUAUGGCAAGAGCCCCUUCGAGGCCCGCAGUGAAGAGACCGGUGGUAGUCUGAGCAUGUGUGUUCUUGGUGGAGAUUGGAGAUUCCCCGAUGAGAAAUCCAGUGCUACUAAGGGCAAAAAUAAGGUUGGUGGCGACGACGCCGCCUCAAAGAGCAACAGCGGAAGCACGGUUAGCGCAUCUGUUAAGCAUGUUGUUCGCAAGUGCCUCGAGGUUGAGCCCUCUGAUCGCCCUGAUAUUGAUGAGUUGAUCCAACUCAUCCAGGAGGUCGCCAGCGAGCUGCCCGACGAAGGCGAUAUUCCAAGUGCAUCAUAUUAG